AUGAACGUUGUGAUCUACAUUUUACUAUUAUCGAUUGGUUCAGGUGUUGUUGCACAAAAAUGCAACACAGGAGGAGUUUAUAGUGCGCAGUUUGGGAGAUGCUACCAAUACUUCACGGCGCCGGCGCAAUUCGAGUUUGCCGAAGAGCAAUGUAACCUGCUCGGCGGUCACCUCGCCUCCGUUCAAAAUGGACAAGAAAACGCUCUCAUCCAAUCAAAUGCGGCGAAUUCAUUCAAAAAAUCCAAUUACUCUGAUUACUGGAUUGGCGCCAACGACUUGGAGACGUCUGGCACCUGGAAAUGGACGGAUCCCGCGGUGACGUGGAACUAUCAGAACUGGCAGCUCGGCGAGCCCCAAUCGGGCUCCGAUUGUGCAAUUCAAGACAAGGGAGACGGCAAGUGGUCGGCCAUCGGAUGCACUUCGUACCGCCCAUAUGUUUGUGUCACACCGGUUAUUGUGACGGCGACAUGUCCACCAAUUACUACACCGGCACCCACAACCUGCCCUACCCUUACUCCAUGCCCCGUCACAGCCUGUGUCUCAUCCUGCGACCAGGGAUGGACCUACUUCGCGCCAACCGACUUCUGCUAUAAAGUCUACCACGGUGCGAAGUUUAAUGACGCCGAGUCGGCUUGCGUUCUCCUUGGAGCGCACUUGACAUCGAUUCACUCGUUGACAGAGAACACUUUUGUGAAUAACAUCGCGUCGUGUGGUAUCAAGGAGUCGAAAUACGAGAAUUUGGCAUGGAUCGGUAUGCAUCAGGAAAACGGAAAAGAUUGGGUAUGGACGGACGGUACCCCCGACGGACUAUAUCAAUUGGGCACCCAAGCAACCGGAUAA
Messenger RNA from Caenorhabditis remanei, 840 nucleotides. RefSeq lists its product as uncharacterized. The transcript has 4 exons. Bases 1 to 840 code for a protein of 279 amino acids. NCBI's taxonomy places the organism in Eukaryota, Metazoa, Nematoda, Chromadorea, Rhabditida, Rhabditidae. Gene Ontology annotation, molecular function: signaling receptor activity. The record is from RefSeq and is a predicted model, not a curated record.